Molecule: messenger RNA, 9574 nt
Organism: Hippoglossus stenolepis (Pacific halibut)
Lineage: Eukaryota; Metazoa; Chordata; Actinopteri; Pleuronectiformes; Pleuronectidae
Gene: foxp1b
Product: forkhead box P1b
Exons: 21
Coding region: 3000-5045 (681 amino acids)
Biological process (GO): regulation of transcription by RNA polymerase II
Cellular component (GO): nucleus
Molecular function (GO): RNA polymerase II cis-regulatory region sequence-specific DNA binding; DNA-binding transcription repressor activity, RNA polymerase II-specific
Source: RefSeq, a predicted model, not a curated record
UUCACUAUUAUCACACUAAUGUUAACGUUAGCUUUGUUGUGUCCUGUGUAGCUGCUGCUAACACACACUCUCUCUCACACACACACACACUUAGAGUUUGUGUCCAGCUCUUCUUUGCUGCUUGUUUUCUCUCAGCGCCACAAAUAAACAAGUAAACAAACACCUGUGUUGCUGUCACGUAGCGUGGACGCUAGCUUCUUCUAACCCAAGCGACCACCGGGUUGUCACAAGUGUGUAACUACAAGUGUUUUCUUUAUUUCUGGUGGAAAAGUUCGGGUUUCUAACUUCACGCUGCUCACGAGACCCCCCCAGGGGAAAUGCACCUCUUUCAGGAGAAGGCAGUUUCACUCUGAAUGCUAAGCGCUAACUAGCUGUAGCCGUGACUAGUUACCUGUUGAUGGAUAACUGCGUAAUAAAAGUUUGUAAAGUUAAGCUCAGUGAAAGGGAAGUUGGGAGGUUUGAGUGCCGUGAUUUCUUUAGGAGCUUCUCCCCCCCCCACGUGCUCGCUGUCCGCCACACUCCCACAGACCAGAGGGAGAUUUCCACCUCCAAACAUCCACCAAACUCCACUUCUUGUAAUUGUAGCGUCGCUUUUUGAGCCGGUGUGUCCUGCUUCGUUCUCUCCUCCACGCCGCGGACUGUCCAUCACUGUUCGCCACCGAGGCUGCCUGUGUGUGCUGUGGAGGCUGCUCUGCGAUAAGGCGGAUAUUCACCUCAGAGUUCAACUUCUCAUUUUUAACUCAAAAGAGGUGACACAAAUUCUACGUUUUAUUCACACCUGUGGCAACGUGGAGUCACACCUCUACAUCGACGCGUUUAUUUAAAACAUUAGCUUUUAUUAGAGCUCUAGUCAAAGUUUGACGUGAGUGCUCGUAUUGAGUCAGAUGGGGUGUGAGUUACAGUUUUCUUUACCGUAAAUAAGCUGAAUAUGCAGAGGACCUCAUUAUCACUUUAAAGAAACAAUUUAUUUUUAAAUGAACAAGCCGCAGUUUUUACUACAGUGCGAAUGUAAAGCUAAUAUGUUUUCAAUAUUUUCAUCAACUUAAUGUUCUCUUAAACUGUCCAAAUAAUAGUUUGCUGAGUAAACAAGUAUUUAGAAUACUUUAAAUUUAUUCCACGUUUUGAUUACAGCAUUUUAUAGCUGGUGUAUUACAGAAUAAAUACACACCAUGCAGUAACCAACAUGAUCAUAUUUUUUACUGUGCUGCUUUUACAUUUAUAUUUAACAUAAACACACGUCUCAUAUACUUAAUCCACACUGAUUUGUUUUUGAUUUAUAAAGUCAUAAUGAAUAUUUUCAGAAUAUUUUAUAUUAAAUAACUAUAAUUAUGUAUGUUUCCUGAGAGUGAAUAGCAUUCAAGUAGGGAUGAAAUAUUACCCUAAUAUUUUACACAGUGAGUCGGCAGCUGGCAACAGCACGACUAAAACCAUCUGAAAAUUUUAACAAAAGGGAAACUGCAGCUUUAACAACCAUUGCUGGCAGUGCUCCCUCCUUCUUGGUCUUUGGAUUAGUCAUUGUCUGAAGGGGGGAAAAAAAACACUUUUUUUGUAGGAGAAGUAAAGUAAACAGCCUCCAACAAGCGAACCUUGACAACCCAGAUUAAGGAAAACAUUGGAGAUCAAACAGUGCUGCUGCUGGGCUGUUGUCAUGAGCUGCCUGAGAGAGAGCUGCAGACUAUUUGAACAGGCACUGGGGUUUGUGUGCUCACUUAUGCAGAAAUGGACCUUCGCAAACGCUGACCCAGGUUUUAAAACGCAGGAUGAACUUUCUUUGCAACUUUUUUUUUUGUUUUCCAGGCUUGCUGUUUUGAUACGGCUAUUACCUUCAGACAUUCAGCCUUCAUCUGAUUCUAAUGGGAACAACCUAACACCGUCCCCCCGCGUCUAGAAACGAGACUGACUGUAGUUUCUGUGCCCCAUGCUGCAAGUGAAUAAAUUGAGUUGGCAGGGAGGAAAGUAAAAGAAACAAAAAAGAGUUUGAAAUUUGAGGAAGAGCAGCUGUAUACAUUUUAAUGACGCAAGAUCCUUAACACUAACCAAUCUGUGAUUUUGUAUUAUCUGGAAAGCCCUUGUUUCUAGUUUGGCCUCUUCAGACUCGGGCUGAGGCUCUUCUUUGUAGAGCGUUGAGGUUCAACUGGUAAGAAAGUAAUCAGUCACUCAUGCAUUCAGUGUGAGGACUCCCAUCCCUGAGUGGAGCAGCCCUCUCUUUCAUCUGACGGUUCAGUAUUUGUGAACACACAUUGAAAUACCCUGUGCUGGGUACGGAGGGGCUGUAAACUGACUGUGCACCCUUGCUUGCAGCUGAAUGAUAAGGAGAGUUAUUUUCGGUCCAGUGUGGGAAUACGGUUCUGCAUUUGCCGUAUUUUAUUUAUAUAAGAUUUAUUUACUGGCUUCACCCUUCACUUGAUUUCAGAUUCAAGAUAACCUCGAACCAGUUGCUUGUAACAAUUUUUUUCUUUUUUUGCACAAAGCAAGUCGAGUGACAGAUAAAUAAAGAGGAUUUUCUAGCAAAUGAAUUUGUCAUGUGAUUUUUGCAUGUUUGAUUCACAACAGCAGAAAAGGGGAAGAAGCAGUGAAUGAAAGUGAUAACAAAAGGAAACGCAGAACGAUAUUUUUUUUCCCAUGGGUAAAGGUUAGUGUGUCCCAGCCCCUGUGGUGUGCCUGGGCAGACGGCUCUCCGUGCCAGGGAAGGCGAUUGGUCAGUGAGGGGGGACAGCUUCAGGGCAACAUGGAAAGGAAGUGAAGUUGACAACUUUGGGAACAAACUAAAAGCCCCUAGUGAAAGUUGAUUACGUCAGAACUACUGGAAGCUGAAUUCUGAUUGGAGGAAUGGAGUGCCAAUCAGUCUAGCACCAGUGAUCAGGCCUGCCGCUCCAGCCAGGAGACUCCAGUGGUGACAUCCUGUGGAGCCACAGAUCAAAGGCGAGGGGGCUGUUUCACCACUGCUGGAACUGAAGAUUGCUUUAAAUAAGCAAGUCCUUGUAGAAGGUUUUUAAGUCAUGAUGCAAGAAUCUGGGACGGAGGCGACGAGUAACGGACCAGCCAGUCAAAAUGGAGGAGCGAGCAUGGAGGGCGGGUCCAGGGAGGGGCGACCCGAGAAUGCCACACCGUCAGUGGAGGUGACUGCGGUUGACCUCCUGCAUCUCCAGCAGCACCAGGCUCUACAAGUGGCUCGGCAGAUACUCCUCCAUCAGCAGCAGCAGCAGCAGCAGCAGCAGCAGCAGCCCCAGUCUCAUCAACUACUGUCUCAACAAAACACUGGCCGCAAAUCCCCCAAAGCCAACGACAAGCAGCAAAGCCUACAGGUUCCAGUGUCAGUGGCUAUGAUGACACCUCAAGUGAUAACUCCACAGCAGAUGCAGCAAAUCCUCCAGCAGCAAGUCCUGAGCCCUCAGCAGCUCCAGGUUCUUCUCCAGCAGCAGCAGGCCCUCAUGUUACAGCAGCAGCAACUCCAAGAGUUUUACAAGAAGCAGCAGGAACAGCUCCACCUCCAGCUCCUACAGCAGCAGCAUGCAGGCAGCAAGCAGAGUAAAGAGCAGCAGGUGUCAGCGCAGCAGUUGGCCUUCCAGCAGCAGCUCCUGCAGGUCCAGCAGGUCCAGCAGCAGCAUCUACUCAACCUUCAGAGUCGGGGUCUGCUCACCAUCCAGCCCGGACAGACCGGCCUGCCACUGCACUCCCUCACUCAUGGCAUGAUUCCAGCUGAGCUGCAGCAACUGUGGAAGGAGGUGACGAAUGCUCAUGUGAAGGAGGAGCACAACAUCAGCAGCAACAAUGGCCACCGGGGCCUUGACCUGUCCUCCCCGGCACCGCCAAAGAACCCACAUCUCAACCAGCACUCCUCCAGCAACGGGCAGUAUAUGAGUCACAAGAGAGAAGGAACCACGCUAGAGGACCAUUCCCACCACAGUCACCCUCUCUACGGUCACGGUGUUUGCAAGUGGCCCGGAUGUGAGGCAGUGUUUGACGAUUUCCACUCAUUCCUCAAGCAUCUUAACAAUGAGCACGCCCUGGAUGACAGGAGCACGGCCCAGUGUCGGGUGCAAAUGCAGGUCGUACAACAGCUGGAGCUGCAGCUAUCGAAAGACAAAGAGCGUCUGCAAGCGAUGAUGACGCACCUUCAUGUCAAGUCCACGGAGCCCAAAGCCACCCCACAGCCGCUCAACCUUGUGUCCAGCAUCACGUUGUCCAAGUCGGCCCCUGCGGCCUCCCCUCCUCUGAGCCUGCCCCAGACCCCGACCACACCCACAACACCCCUCACACCCCUAUCCCAGACCCACUCAGUCAUCACAGCCAACAGCCUCCACAGCAUGGGCCCCAUGCGACGGCGCUACUCGGAAAAGUACAACAUGCCCAUCUCUCCAGAUAUCAUUCAGAACAAAGAGUUUUACAUGAACGCAGAAGUAAGACCGCCGUUCACGUACGCCUCGCUAAUAAGACAGGCAAUCCUGGAGUCUCCAGAAAAGCAGCUAACACUAAACGAAAUCUACAACUGGUUCACACGAAUGUUUGCAUAUUUUAGACGCAACGCAGCGACGUGGAAGAAUGCAGUCCGGCAUAAUCUUAGUCUUCACAAGUGUUUUGUGCGAGUAGAAAACGUAAAAGGGGCUGUGUGGACAGUCGACGAAAUAGAGUUCCAAAAGAGACGGCCUCAAAAGAUCAGUGGAAGUCCAUCCUUAGUGAAAAACAUUCAGACCAGCCUGGGCUAUGGUCCGACCCUCUCUGCUGCCUUCCAGGCUUCAAUGGCAGAAAACAACAUACCUCUAUACACUACUGCUUCCAUUGGAAGUCCUACCCUCAACUCCCUGGCCAACGCCAUCCGCGAGGAGAUGAAUGGAGCGAUGGACCAUGGAAACAGCAACGGCAGUGACAGCAGCCCAGGACGCUCGCCCCUGCCAGCUAUGCAUCACAUCAGGGUUAAGGAGGAACCACUGGACCCCGAAGACCACGAAGGGCCCCUCUCCCUGGUAACGACUGCCAAUCACAGUCCGGAUUUCGAUCACCACAGAGAUUAUGACGACGACCAGGGCCACGAUGACAUGCUGUAAGGCCUAGAGAGCCCCCUCCCCUCCCCAGCCUCAGAGGCCGAGGCAGUCUGGGUCAUCUGGGAGACAGAAGCGCUCCGCAGAUAACAAACACUGAACUGCAGUCUCAGCCACUGAUGACAGCUCUCAAAUGUCUCCAAGUCAACUUUUUAGUGCCAUUACAAUACAUAGCAAAAACACACACACAAACAAAAACACAGAAUACAGCCCACACGAGGCGUCUUUUUUCUGAUUCCUUUCUACUUUUGAUUUAAGUAAAGCUUAAAAAAAGCAAACCUUCCUUUCUACCCAUGUGUCGGAUGGACUUGUUUGGUACGGGGGGGUGACAUGUUCGCGCUCCAACCCAGACCCUUGCCGUGCAGCCAGGACACGCUGCGCUCCGCGGACUGCGAGAGGGGAUGCGUCUCUCCCCCACCUACCCCCCCCACACAAUCUUUCUCCCUCUCUCCCACCCUCCCUCUGUCAGACACACAAAUCCAACCACAAACGGAGGAGAGAGAGACAGACAAUGACUGACGUUUAAUUUACACCGUGUGCGUAGGUGUGUGUGAGGGAGAGCGAGUGCAGACUUCUGUUCAUUGUCACUGCCUUCAACACUUCUCAUUGGUUUGAUUCCAUCUGGGGUGGGAGGGAUGUUGUUUUUAUUCGGGUGUAUUUUGUGUUGGGGGUGAGAGGUUUUUAAAAUAUCAACGUAAUGUUUUUUUGUUUUUUUUUCAUCAUUCAAUGCUGUUAUUGAUGUUGCAUCUUUAUUUUGUUGUUGUUCUUGUUUCUGUAAACUGAUCAGACCUCAUGCCCAUGCUGUGGAGAUUCUGUGUGGUCCGCACUUGAUGAUGAAUGUUUAUGAUUUCUUUUUCACCUUGUUCUUUUUUAAACACACACACAUGAAGCAGAAUGUCUGAUACCGAGCAGUAUUUUUCUGUCAUUUAUUCCAAAAAUCAUCAUGGAAAUGAAAAAAAAAAAAGUCACCGCUCUGACAUGUAGCCCACCCCUCACCCGCUCUUCUUCCUCUUCCUCCUCAUGAAGUCCAUUGGCGAUGCACUACUCAUAAUGAAGGCUCUCUCCACGCAUCAAUGAAGCUUAAUUUAAGAUGCGAAUGAAUGACAGAGAAAUCAUGCAGGUUAUGGUUUAUCCUUAUGAAAUUAUACUUUAAAACAGCCCUCGCCACAGAGCAUGCUUAGCCGCAACACAAUUUCUGAUCACUUACAAGCUCCAGGGUCUUUUUUUUUAUUAUGUAAAAUGAAAAUGUCAGGUGUGCACCGGCGAGAUAAAGAUUUCGACCAAUUAAUUGUGAUUUCAGAACACAACUGUCAUUGUUAAUCAAACUGUGUCUGGCUUUUUCCACUCUGUAAUUUCAUCCAGAGCUUGAAGAUAAAUUCCCACGUAGUUUUAUUUUGUAUCUUGCGCUUUGGUCUGAUCGUUUUUAAGGUUUUAGUGAUUGUUAAUGUAAUUGCACACGCGACAAAAUGCCCCUCUCUCCUUCUUCUUCAAGGGAACAAAGUCCCAGAGACUCGCAAUAAGACCGAAAACGUUGCACAUUCCAGCAUUUGACAGCCACCGUGAAAGGUCCCGGACGUACAGUACCUGCCGUGUUAGAGAGUGUGGAUACCUCGACGUUCAGUGUCACCCAAAAAAAAAAAGCCAAUGAGUUCUAGUCCACGUUGAACUGAGUGAUUUCCACAUGUGGUUUUAUGAUGCAGCAGCAAAAAUUCCAGCUUUGAUAGAUAGUCAAAUUUUAAAGAGACCAUGAAUUUCAAGACUGCAAUCAACCACUUUUAAAUUUGUAUUUAUUAUUAGUAUUAUUAUUAUCAUUUUGUGUUUUAUUUGGCUUUUUUUUUGUUGUUCAUGUGUUUUAUUAUCUUGUUCUGUGACUACCAAAGAUAAACUACAAAGUCAAUGUUGUGUGUUCCAUGCAAUAGCAGAUAGGCCAAAUAUGUCCCCUCCAUUCUCUCCCGCUGGACGACCUCAGCGGCUGUGGUCGAGCCGGUGGCAGACUGAAUCCAGGGCCAAGCUCCUCCAACUCAUUCACUUUUAUUAGAAAAGGACAAAAUAGAACCAAAGGGGGGCGUCCCGGACAGGACAAGCUGCGUUUGGCAGUGACCAAAUCUGAACGGGAGGUGCUGACAGUCUGAUACAUGAUGAUGACCAAAUUAGGGAAACUUUUUUGUCUUUGGGCCAGUGAGUGGAAAAAGGGAGCUUCUUGGUCAGGAACAGAUUUGUGCGCAACAUAAAGGGUAUGUACUGUAGAUAACGCUGAAAAAAAAAUGUACUGGCAAAUGGGAAAAGCUUUGCAGAGAACAAUGUGAAAUGGAUUCUAUACUUCAACUGGACCACACGAUGAUUUGUUGUUUCUCUUCUUUUUCUUUCUUUACAUGUUUGUAUCCUUUGAAAUGAUUGUAUGCCACUUUUUAGGGGUUUUAGUGUCUUUAUGAGGGAAGACUUUAUGAUUGUGUUUAGUUUCUGUCAACUUAUUACUUUUUAUAUUAAAAAACACUCCUGUCAACUAAUAAGCUGGGUACAAGGUACUUUAUGGCAGUUAUUGUUAUCUCUUUUUUUUUUUUUGUUCACCGCUCAUUAACUAAAAAGGGGCAAUCUGUGGUUUCCAGAAGAUGUAUUUAAUACCAGGCAGCUGUGGGAUGGGUCAGUCACAGCCGGGCUCGGAUCGUGAGAACGCGGGCCGAGCUCAUCCACAAACACCCCCAGUCAUCAUGCAGGCUGGUUUGUUUGGUAUUCAGAGAGGAGGACCAGCGCUGGUAGAUUAGAACAUUCUCAGCAUGUGUAGCCUGACAUUACUAAAGAUAACAGCAUGAGAAAAAGCCGUUAGUACGCAUACCUCAUUUCAAACCUAUAGGGAAUGAUUCAAUUAAUCGAGAGAGAGAAAAUAAAUAGAAAUAAACAAACAUUUCACUCAGUUGCACUUAGUCGUAUGUCUUGCAUGUGUAGUCUGAUACUGUAGAAAGAAAAAAAUGAUAAAAAGAGAAAAAAAUGAAAAAUGAAAUUAGAGCUUGUUUAUCUUAAAAGGUUUCAUCCUUUUUUUUGCCAAACCAAUUCAAACCUCAGGCCUUUUGUUGGUGGAAAUAUCAUCCAGCUGUGUGUGGCACAUUCAUCCUGUCUGUCCUCUGAUGGGUUGUUUUAAGGGCGUUCCAAUAUUAGGUUGUACAUACAUGUCACUGUAGCCUUUGUCUUCUCCUCUCCUGUCCUUUCCUCUCUCUUUUUCUCUCUCUCCCUCUUUUCUUUUGUUUAAGAUAAAGAAAUACAUUUGUGUUAUGAUGUUUGCUUUAUCGCCACUGCUUUGUAUUAACUAUGAAAAAGCUAUGAGAAAAAAAAAACUGCUGUAUGUAUUGGAAUAGCAAACUGUGCUGCAAAUGUAUUUUACUUAGUAAUCCUUGCUUUAAAAAAAAAAAAAGAAAUUAAAAAAAAUCACAUCAUCCUUGCAGACAUGUGGGUGAGCUGGGCAGGGGCAGGCCGGGGGGGAGAUUAUCCCCCAUUUUGGAUUUUAAACUGUAAUAUAAAAAACAGACUUUUCUCUGUUAUCAUUGACCGAAGCAUUUUGUACAGAAUUCCCCCCUCUUUGUGUUAAAGCUGUUUUUUGAUACUUCCUUUUGAUGGUCCAACCACUGCCUUCUGUGGCUCCAUGGGAAAGAUUACUGCUCUGAGAAAAAAGGGCACACAGGUAUAUUUCCUCUACGAGACGGUGGUAUCUUGCAUGACUGAUACCAGGGUCACAGAGAUGUUGGGUGGGUGGGUAAUGUUUUAAGUGGUCAGUAAUAACAUAAGGGUGUAUCAAUCUAAUGAUAUUUUAUAUGAAAUUAAUAGGAAACAGAAGAAAAAUAUGCAGUGCCAAGAUGUAAAGAAUAUUGUUAAAUGCUUUCUUUUGUUUCCUUUUCUUUGUUGUUUGAGAAAUUUCAUGUCCUUCAUUCAUCAGAGACGUGUUCUCCUCAUCAUCUGUCUCCUCAUCCAGGUAAAAGACACGUUUUUAUUUAUAUAUAUAUAUAUAAAUAUAUAUAUAUAUUUUGUUUUUUGUUAAUUGAGCAAGCACAGCGGGCAGGUCAGAGGUGGAGGCUCCCGAGUCUAACGUCCUGCAAACUGAGGCCGUGGUGGCCACACCCGGACAUCACACGUUGGCACCCGAGCUAAAACACGCCAUUGUCUCAACCAUCAGCGACCAUCCAGCCUGCUGUCAUUCCGUCCCCCCUCCUCCUCUUUUCUCCUUCUCUCACAUCACACUCUUUAUUUUCUCCACAUGGAGGGGGUGGUAGGGAGAGAUGGGGGGUAGCAGCCGAGGAGCUGUCACGGUGCUCUCAUCCUGCAGCAGCAGCUUGUCUUUCUUUCUCUUUCUUUCUUUUUCUUCUUUGAAGAUGUACUCUGUAGUUUCUGUUUUUUUAUAGAGAAAUAUUAUUGCUCAUCAUUUCCAUCGGUGUGUAACCUCCUCAUCAUUCCUCGUGUGUCUGAUGCAGACCACUCUGUUGUAGUCAGUGGCGAUGACUGACGUGAGCAUUCUAAACAUGCAAUAAAAUGCUGGUUGUUCAGACGAA